Sabethes cyaneus is the source of this 642-nucleotide messenger RNA. RefSeq lists its product as uncharacterized. The coding region runs from base 1 to 642 and encodes 213 amino acids. Lineage: Eukaryota; Metazoa; Arthropoda; Insecta; Diptera; Culicidae. The record is from RefSeq and is a predicted model, not a curated record. The transcript has a single exon.
AUGGCAAAAAAUCUACUGAAAUCUGGAACUGUCUCCGUUAUUGGCUCUAAUCCGGUUGGUAGUGAGAAUGACUUCAUAGGGAACCCACUCAACGGUUCGCCUGAAGUUUGUGACAUGUGCAGAAAUUACGAUCUUCUCAUUACGGAAAAUUCGAACGACAUCAGUGCUUCUACUAGUUAUGACGAUCUGUUUUACUCAAGCUAUCGUAGCGGGUCUGGUAGUGGUUAUUCGCCGGAUGAAGAUUAUUCCGAAGACUCUAACGAUGAGAAUAAUUGGCGUAAUGAUUAUCCUGAUGAGGACGACGACUUUUUCGGCGAAGGAAAAAAAUUCAUCGGAAAAAAUAUAAGACAGGUAGAUUCACAUUUCCAUGGAGAUCAAGAAAUAUUGCCGGACGAAGACGAUUCUGAUCUAGGAGAUUAUAGUGGGUUUGCUAAUGCGCUGACCGAUGAUGGAGACGCAUGCAGUGAAGAAAAUGAUACGGAUUUGAGUCAAAAUAAUCGCUUAAGGACAACUUAUGCUAAGUUUGUGGAACGAAUUAUGAAGAAAAGUAACAAGAAUGACGACUCCGACCUUGACAGCAGCGAAGCUCGAUCAGCGUUCAGUAAUACUAGCGAAAAUGAAAGUUUAUAUCUGUAUGAUUAA